This is a messenger RNA of Spea bombifrons (plains spadefoot toad), 1373 nucleotides long. RefSeq lists its product as uncharacterized. NCBI's taxonomy places the organism in Eukaryota, Metazoa, Chordata, Amphibia, Anura, Pelobatidae. The transcript is spliced from 2 exons. The coding region runs from base 184 to 1101 and encodes 305 amino acids. The record is from RefSeq and is a predicted model, not a curated record.
UUAAAGAAGCCAACCGGUCACUCUGUUAGGGUGCUGGGGACUGAGAUUUGUAUCUGUAAGCAGGACGUCCACACGGCUUUGCUGGAAACCACCAGACACUGUGAGGACAUAGGUCACUUAAUUACAAAUCAUCAGACGGCAGAGCAGUGUCCGCAGGCGACUGAGCUUCAGCUUCCAGGCAGAAUGUGGUUCAUCUUAGGCCUGUAUUUUCUGCUUCAUACAAUUAACGCCCAAGAUGUCAUUUUUGGUCAAAAUAAAUACACAGAAUAUCAAGUGGGCAACAUGAGCUUGAUCCUCACGGUUCCUCAUGGAGGAUCCUUAACACCUAGUACGAUACCUGCUCGAGACGCUGGUUGCUGGGACAAGGUCGCUAAGACUUGCUUCUACACCCAUAACUGCCCCACAGGAGCCGUGAAGGAUUCAACUAAUUGCAAGGUGUCUACUGUCAAAGAUCUAUAUACAUUAGAAACCACACUGACUUUGGCAAAGGAGAUUUGUACCCUCACUGGUGGAUAUUGUCCUCACGUCGUAAUAAACCACCUGGCACGCUCCAGAUUGGAUGCUAACCGAGACAAGGAAGAAGCAGCCUUCGGUGUUUCCCAAGCAGAUCAAGCUUGGGAUGAAUUCAUGAAUUUUAUUGGUAUAGCAAAGUCACGUAUGUCUAGGGGCUUGCUUAUCGACAUCCAUGGACAUGGACAUCCCGAGCAGUGGAUUGAGUUGGGAUAUCUCAUAUCAAAAGCAAACUUAGACUCUGGGACAUUUUCGGCUUCUGACACCUCAAUAUAUUCUAUGUCAAAACAGCUGCCUGACGUUCCCUUUGGAACUUUGCUUAGGGGAAGCAGAAGUUUGGGCAGAUUCAUAGAGGCUCAGAAUAAUAACUAUGCUUGUGUUCCUUCCCCAACAAAUCCAGGACCCAAUGGGGGUAACUACUUUUCAGGCGGUUAUAUUACCAGCACACAUGGGUCUAAACUAAGGGGUGAAGUGGAUGCCAUCCAGAUUGAGCUGCCAAAAUGGAUCCGUGAAAGUAGUGAGCGGCCUAGAUUUGGCGUGGCUUUGGCCAAGGCAAUAACAAAUUUUUAUCAAUUAAGUUUUCACAAUUAAUUCCAUUGAUUUAUUACUUCAAAUACAUCUGUGACCAGAGAUGUUUGAAAUCUUUCCCAAUUGAGGGAUGGGUAUGGCCUAGAGUAAAUUUGGUAUUACAUUUGCCAUUGUCAUAUAUUCGCUAAAGUGCUAUCUUGCCAUGCAUGAACUUUACAGAAUAGAUCCCUUUUCCUCCCUAAACACUGUAACAGUAUUGCUGCUGAUACUUCUCUUGCCAAGCAUUGGAUUCCCUAAAAUGUAUCGGUCUAUUAAAUAGUGUACUCUGCAUCAUA